GCGCACGCGCACUUUGUUAAUGUGGCCGGCCAUGUCUGCUAGUUAGUGGUAGACAAGAACAGAAGUUUUGGUUGAAUUCUCUGCUCUCUACUUGUAAAAUUUAAAUACAGGUACUAGAAGUCAGCUCAAGAGAAAUAAUUGAACCAUGGCGAGUGUUUCUUAUCACAUCUCCAAUCUUUUGGAGAAGAUGACAUCUAGCGACAAAGACUUUCGAUUUAUGGCUACCAACGAUCUGAUGUCUGAACUGCAGAAAGAUUCUAUCAAGUUGGAUGAUGAUAGUGAGAGAAAGGUUGUCAGAAUGUUGUUGAAAUUGCUUGAAGAUAAAAAUGGGGAGGUGCAGAACCUUGCAGUGAAAUGUCUUGGUCCAUUGGUUUCUAAGGUGAAGGAGUAUCAAGUUGAAACCAUUGUGGACAAUCUUUGUAACAACAUGUUAUCAGAGAAGGAGCAGUUACGAGAUAUAUCAAGCAUUGGACUGAAGACUGUGAUUAAUGAGCUGCCUCCUGCAUCCAGUCCACUGGCUGCUAACAUCUGUAAGAGUAUCACAGGAAGACUGACUAAUGCAAUCGCAAAGCAAGAAGAUGUGUCUGUCAAGUUAGAGGCGUUAGAUAUACUGGGGGACCUUCUCAUCCGCUUUGGAGGAUUGUUGAUGAGUUUCCACUCGGCAAUACAGAGUGCUUUACUACCACAGCUCAACAGUCCCAGGAUGGCUGUACGUAAGAGAGCCAUCUUAGCACUAGGUCAUCUAGUCAUGAGCAGUAGCAAUAAGCUUUUUGCUGAUCUUAUGGAGUUCCUUAUGACUGAGCUGCGGGAAAACGCGAACCCAUCUACAACCAGGACAUACAUACAGUGCAUAGGUGCAAUCAGUCGCCAUGCUGGUCACCGAGUGGGGGAACAUUUGGAGAAGAUCAUGCCUCUGAUUGUCAAAUUCUGCAGGAUUGAUGAUGAUGAUGAGCUACGAGAAUACUGCAUCCAGGCUUUUGAAUCCUUUGUCAGGCGUUGUCCAAAAGAAGUGUCGCAACAUGUCUUGACUAUCAUUGAGUUGUGUCUACAGUAUAUCUGCUAUGAUCCAAACUAUAACUAUGAGAGUGACGAGGAUGAAGAUGCAAUGGAUGCAGAUGCUGAGGAAGAAGAAGAGGGGGAAUCUGACGAUGAGUACAGUGAUGAUGAUGACAUGAGUUGGAAGGUACGGCGCUCUGCAGCAAAAUGCUUGGAGGCAAUCGUUGGCUCCAGACAUGAAAUGCUGAAUGAGUUUUAUCGUUCAGUCUCGCCAGCUCUUAUUUCAAGAUUUAAAGAGCGUGAGGAAAAUGUGAAGUCCGAUAUUUUCCAUGCCUUCAUAACCCUGCUGAAGCAGACCAAGCCAAUUGUGACAGGAUUUUAUGAUCCAGACUCCAUGGAACAUGAGGAAGGGCCAAUAUCAAUGUUGAGGCUGCAAGUUCCAGACAUCGUUCGUGCCUUGCAUAAACAGAUGAGAGAGAAGAGUAUCAAGACUCGUCAAGGUUGUUUCUCUUUACUGACCGAGUUGAUCAGUGUAUCACCAGGAGCGUUGGCAGAACACAUCCCAGCCAUCAUACCUGGUAUUCAAUUCUCAUUGGGGGACAAGAACAGCAGUUCCAACAUGAAGAUUGAUACAUUAUCCUUUCUGAAUUGUCUGAUGGUGAAUCAUAGUCCACAGGCCUUCCACCCUCAUAUGGCUGUUAUUGUGCCUCCAGUUGUUUCAGCAGUUGGUGAUUCCUUCUACAAGAUCACCUCUGAAGCUCUCUUAGUCACACAGACUAUUGUCAAGGUCAUCAAACCACUCAAUACAGAGACUACAUUUGACUACAGUGCCUACGUGUUGGAUCUGUACAACUGUACAUUAAUGAGACUGAAAGCUGCUGACAUUGAUCAAGAGGUGAAAGAAAGGGCCAUCUCAUGCAUGGGCCAGGUCCUGUGUAAUCUUGGUGAUCAUCUUCAAGCAGAGUUAAGCACCUGUCUUCCAAUCUUCUUGGAUCGUCUGAAGAAUGAGAUAACACGGCUGACAACCGUCAAGGCCUUGACAAUGAUUGCUGGCUCCCCACUCAAGAUUGACAUUACACCAAUAUUGGUAAAGGGAGUCCCAAUCCUUGCUUCAUUCUUGCGUAAAAACCACAGGGCUCUCAAGUUGUCCACUCUCACAGCCUUAGAUAUCCUGCUCAAAAGUUACGGAUCAGCCCUGACAAUGCCAAUGGUGGAUGGAAUCUUGACUGAAUUGCCUCCUCUCAUCAGUGAUAGUGACCUCCAUAUUUCUCAGUUGACCCUUCACCUCUUGACCUCUGUGUGUCAAGUUCACCCAUCCAGCUCAGCCAAGACCAGAGAUGCCAUCUUGCCUGCCAUUCUCUCACUGAUCAAGUCACCACUUCUACAAGGUGGCGCUCUUCACGCAAUGUUAGAGUUCUUCCAGUCACUGGUAGCUACUAACACUCCUGGCUUGGGAUUCCAAGAUCUGUUACAGAUGUUAUCACUUCCCAUCUACAGUCCCUCCGAUACUCAGUCUCCAUCCUAUGCAGUGCACAAGCAGGCAUUUCACUCUAUUGCUAAGUGUGUAGCAGCAUUGACCAUCUCCUGUGCAUCUGAGGGCGCUAUUGUUGUCAAUCAGUUUGUCAAUGAUGUCAAGAAUCCAAAGUCAUCAGACUCUGUGCAGCUUUUUGCUUUGUACUCAUUGGGAGAAAUCGGUCGACAUGUUGAUUUGAGUGGACAUCCUGAAUUGCAACAGGUUAUUGUGGAUUCCUUCUCGGCACCUAGUGAAGAGGUCAAGACAGCAGCUUCAUUUGCACUGGGGAAUGUUAGUGUUGGCAAUUUGCCUGAGUAUUUGCCUUUUGUUCUGGAUGAGAUAGAGAAUCAACCCAAGAGACAGUAUCUUCUGCUGCACUCAUUGAAAGAGAUCAUUGCAUGUCAGAGUAGCAGCCCUACAGCAGUGGAUCACCUCAAACCAUUUGUGGCCAGCAUUUGGACAAUGCUGUUUAACCAUUGUGAGUGUUCUGAAGAGGGAACUAGGAAUGUAGUAGCAGAAUGCCUUGGCAAACUGACUCUCAUUGAUCCACAGACAUUACUCCCAAAACUCAAGGAGUGUCUGUCCUCUGAGUCAGCAUUCACAAGAAGCACCGUAGUGACUGCAGUCAAAUUCACUAUAUCUGACCAGAGUCAGCCUAUUGACCCUCUUCUCAAAGGUUGUAUCCAGGAUUUCUUGAGGACGAUGGAAGAUCCUGACCUGAAUGUCCGUCGAGUGUCCCUGGUCACAUUCAAUUCUGCAGCACAUAAUAAACCCUCGUUAAUCCGAGAUCUGCUGGAUCAGAUAUUGCCUAAUCUCUACAAUGAAACUAAAGUCAGAAAGGAACUAAUUCGGGAGGUGGAAAUGGGACCUUUCAAACAUACAGUUGAUGACGGCUUGGACAUCAGAAAGGCUGCCUUUGAGUGCAUGUAUACUCUAUUGGAUUCCUGUCUGGAUAGACUGGACAUCUUUGAGUUCCUCAAUCACCUAGAAGAUGGUCUGAAGGAUCAUUAUGAUGUCAAGAUGCUGACGUACUUGAUGUUAGUGAGAUUGUCAACAUUAUGUCCUCCAGCAAUACUGCAACGUCUUGACAGACUGAUUGAACCAUUAAGGAAUACAUGUACAACCAAGGUCAAGGCAAACUCAGUCAAGCAGGAGUUUGAGAAACAAGAUGAAUUGAAGCGAUCAGCAAUGAGAGCUGUAGCAUCACUGCUCAGUAUCCCAGAUAGUGACAAGAAUCCUCAACUGACGGAGUUUGUUGCUCAGAUUCGCUGUAAUCCUGAGAUGUGUACCAUGUUUGAUAGCAUUCAGAAGGACAGUACCCUGACCAGCACAGAUGCCCUCAUGGACACUACCUGAAUAGCUUUCAACAUUUCUCAGCUUGCGGUGCUUGCUUCCACAUCUCCUUCAACAACUGUAGUAUAUGUUUUCCUAAGUUUUCCGAAGAAUAAAAAUUGUAUAAAAUUGAAGAUUGUGCCCAUUACAUGUAUGUCAUUUCUGCUAGAGCUUAAUAGUGAUAUGAGCAAGCCAAGAAUACCACUUGCAUAGUUAUUUGAUAAACAUUCAAGCAAACAUGAGAUCUGUAUCAAAGGAACACCUUUCUUUGCAAUGUCUCAUUAAUGCCUAAGCCCCUCACUUAUUUCAGUGAGACUUGCAACAUCAAUACACAACUUUGAAUGGAUGAUUAAAUCCAGUAUUGAAAAAUGAUCAAAGUAAGAGUCAAAUUUCAAAUGUUUGUUCAGUAAACAUUGCUAUUGUUUUGUUAUAUCAAUAAUUGAAAUCCGAACCACAGUCAGUUGACUGAAGGUCAUAUGACUGUGUUCAUUUUGUUUUAAGAUCCACAUUAGAACAACUCUUACUUUGAUCAUUUUUCAAUACUGUUCUAAACAGAACAAAAACUACUUAGCAAGUUGAUAAUAAGCAGGACAAGUUCUUCUCAGAACUAAUAUCUUCUAAGCAGUAGUUAUUACCACAUGGUGUUACCGCAAAACCGAAACGACACAUUAGAACAGUUCCUCACACCUUUACAACACUACAUUAAAAUAGCCAACAUUUCAAAUUGCAGUUUAGAAGUGAAAAGACAUAUAUUAUGAAAAACAUGGAUUGCAAGCAUUGUGGCACUUCAUAGUCAAGUUUAUUGGUCCACAGGAGAAUGUAUUAAGAAUAAGUAGGUACAUCAUACAACACUGUUAAGGAUGUGUACUCGUAAGUAUCCCUGUUCUCUUUUAAUCGGGAAUGAAGAUUUUUGAAAGAGUUGUGUUUGGCAUGUGUAAUAAUACAAACAUUGAGUGGAGAGCCGUAUAUCAAGUAGUUGUCAAUCACAAAGUACUUCACGCCCAUGUCAGACUGGUAUUCAUGACUUGCCUCAAACAGUUAGCCACUACAUGAACAAUGCACCAAAGGAUUAAUUGUUGCAGUACUGUUUGUGCGAACAACUCCAGAGACAAGUCAAAGGAUAAUUUGAUAUACAAGUGGUUUGCCUGUCUGAAAACAUCACAUAUUGUUGUCAACCAGAGUCACUCUUAUUACUUGUUUAAUGCAACUCUGGAACACUAUUCUGAAUCAGCUGUUAGUUUCAAGAACCAGAAUGAAUAAUGGUACGCAUAAUGUUACGACAAUCUCGGUUCAGUUCCAUGUUCUGCUUUGGCAGCAAAGUUAUGCAAACAAAAAGAUAAAAGUGAGCAGAAACAUUCUUCUAUUCUCAAUCAUAUUUCAGUGCCAAGAUCUGGUAAAGUUUGUGGGACCUUGCCAAUUUCUAUAGACCUUGUGGGUUGUCGAUGACUCAAAAGGUUUAAUGAUGCCUAUCCCAGCAAUAUACAAACUCAUUGCAUUCUAACUUUAUCUUAAUGCAUGAAGCCCUUGGAAAAGUUAAUGUUUUUAAGCAGUUCCCUCUGAAGUUAUCAUGCUUAUCAUGCGUCAUAUUUCUUUAUUUCUUUUAUUUGGACAAUCCCUCAACAUGUCAGUACUUUGUCUCCAAUUCAAAUGAUGUAUUUCUAUGCAUUGAUUUUCACUUAAAUCCACCAGCACCCAAUUUCACGAAGCGCUGAGAUGCGUCGCAACUUGCAAUGCGUCGUAUGAUUCACUUCACAAAACUUACGAUGUGUUAAAGGCAUCGUAAGUUCAUUGACAAUGGCUUAAAACACGCCGCAAGUUACGACAUGUCCAGUGGUUAUCGCAAAAUAAGAAGCGUCCUUUUCAAUUUUAUACAAUACAACUUACAUAAAUGGGACUAUAAUACCGAGACAUUGUGUAAAGUUGUAAAUGGAAAAUGCAUCAAAGUCACCAUGUUGUGCAAUAAAUACACCUACCACCAGGCAUGCAACUGGGAAUUUAGAAAAAACGAGGAAAUUCCAAACCACACAAGACUUUGUACAGUGUUUUUCAAUUUGUAAUGGCAUUCAUGAGAAUUAAAAUGAGGAAAUUAGCAGAUCCGAGGAAAGUUGCAUGCCUGUACCACACAUCGCCCUUGCGUGUUUUGUGAAAUGAAUCGCAAGACGCAUCACAGCUGCAACGGAUUGUAGGGACGCGCCACAGGGCUGCGAUGCAUUGUAAGUUAUGAUGAGUUUCAUGAAAUCGGGUGCUGUACAGAACACUUUGUUAAUCCAAAUUUUGAUAUAUCCAAACCUGGAAUUUGUAGAUAUUGAUGGUGGUGUGAAAAAAAAUUGAAAAAUUCCUCCAACAUGUCAAAUGUUUACCAAAUAGUAUAGCUGAGCAUUUUGGAGUUAUUCAGAAAUGUGCAAUCAAUGAUUGGUAGCUAUCAAACUGGCACCCUGGAGUCAUCAUAUUCUGAGGUUCGUUGUCACAUGAAUGCUUGUUCAUACAAAUGUCCCAAAUUAAUCAAGCCAUUAAUAUUAAAACUGUACGUAAUUAACUGUGUGACUUUUUCUGUUGAAUGUAUGGAAGUAUGGUAGGUCUUGAGCCAGAAUUUCUUAUAUCAAUAUUCAACUUAAACUGUAAACUUUUGCUAAUAGUGACCCCUCUCAUUUCAUUAAUGAGGCGAGAACGUUUAUUUCGUUGGCAAGUUAUCCGACACCAAUUUAGCAAAAUGCGACAUUAGCUAGUUUCCCAUUAAAUUAGCAUAUUGUAACACAUUUUAUUUUCCAUGUUUUGUUGCAACUAUUAUGUAUUUUCCAAGUAUGCUUUGUGUAAACUGCUACCACAGUGAUUAUAGGGAUGUCAGUCAAAUGACAGAUCCAGGGGGAGGGGCCAUGGCGCCCCCCCCCCCCCCCCCCCCCCGAAAGUAAUGUCGCAAAAAAGCAGUCAUAGAGUACACAACCCACAAAACUCAACAAACGCAAUACAUUUUCACCCCUAGAAUUGCAUGGCCGUGGAAUGGUGACACUAGGGGGCGCUGUUCAUGAUACAAAUGUACAUGUAAUGGAAACUUGCGCGCUUACUCUCUUAGCCUUAACUUAAAACAUGGCACUGAAUCUUUUGUAUUGUUUGUUCUCCUUUCUCCAACUAUUUCAUAUAUUUGGACCAUUGGAAAGUCGCACGAUAACGGCAUGUUUUGUUUCUCACCACAAAAAUCUGGAGGGGAUGAUCCAAUGGCCCAACCCCACUUGUCUGAGAGUUGGGGGGGGGAUAUAUCCCCCCCCCCCCCAUACCUCUUAGACAGUUCUCCAUCUAGCUCAAUUACGUGCCUGAGCAGUAAUAGCAACUCUGUUUAACACGCUGAUUCACUUAGAUAUGCAACACUGGCAUCCAGUUUUCUGCAGUAUUCCCCUCUGUUCUGGGUGCCAUUGGGUCCUAUGUAUAAACACAAGCAUUUGCUUUUACUACCUAUUUUCAAGCAUUUGCUUGCAUUUGUAUGAAUAAAAAUGAAGCAAAUGCUUUUUUACUGGAAAGCAUUUGCUGAAAGCUACAAGUAUUUACUUUUUACUUGUAAGCUUGUGCAAGACUAGAAGUGUUUACUUCAUUUCGUAUGAAUAAAAAGGAGUAAAUGCUUCAGAUUUCAAGCAUUUACUGGUCAUUUUUCAAGGUUGGGUUUGGGCAACCUUGAAAAAAAAAAGCAAAUACUUUUGCCUUAAAACUGCUGCAUUUAUUCAUAUGAAUCGGCCCCAAAUAAACACAACACGUUAAUAAACUAUAUAUAAUACCAUA
Patiria miniata (bat star) is the source of this 7609-nucleotide messenger RNA. It is a transcript of the gene cand1, whose product is annotated as cullin-associated NEDD8-dissociated protein 1-like. NCBI's taxonomy places the organism in Eukaryota, Metazoa, Echinodermata, Asteroidea, Valvatida, Asterinidae. Gene Ontology annotation, biological process: SCF complex assembly; protein ubiquitination. The transcript is spliced from 34 exons. Gene Ontology annotation, cellular component: nucleus. The coding region runs from base 146 to 3865 and encodes 1239 amino acids. The record is from RefSeq and is a predicted model, not a curated record.